AUGACGGUCGUUGAGCAGCCCGCCAGCCCGAUCUUUCAAUCUGGCAGCGGGGACGUGGCUCUCGGAAUUGCCGUGGUUGCAUUCAUGGCCAUCGCGCUAUACAACGCCCUCGAGCUAUCGGUGCUCAUUCCGCUUAGCUUCAAACGAUAUCACAGUCUAUACUUCUGGUCACUACUGAUCUCCGCCGUCCUUGGUGUCAUCCCGGCCACUCUAGGGCCUAGCUUUCAGUUCUUCAACCUGGCACCUCUCUGGCUGAGCUUGACUCUAUCCAACAUUGGUUUCGUGUGCAUGGUGCCCAAUCAAUCCGUCGUGCUCUACUCACGGCUGCACCUGGUGUCUCAGAAUCCCCUGGUGCUGAGCAUGGUCAAAUGGCUGGUUAUCAUCGGAGGAUUCGUUGUCAUUCCCGCCAUCGUUUUGAACUUUGGAUCUAGCUACCUUCCACACGAAUCAUCGUGGACAAAAGGAUUCGAUGUAUUCGAGCGGUUACAGUUGACCUGGUUCGUAGCACAGGAGAUGUUAAUAUCUUCUAUCUAUAUCUGGGAAACUGUCCAACUCAUUCGUCUCAGUCCAGAGGGAGACAAACGACGCCAUAAGAUCUUAUAUGAACUGGUUGCUAUCAAUGUUGCAGCUAUCGUCAUGGACAUAGCGUUGGUGGUACUUGAGUACUUGGGAUUUUACUUCACACAAGUGAUUCUCAAGGCUACAGUUUACAGCAUCAAGCUUAAAUUGGAAUUUGCAGUGCUGGGGAUGUUAGUCUCGCUUGUACAUCCGCAUGCAGACUCGGGACCACCAACGUGGUCUGCAGACUGGACUUCGUCAACUUUCUCAUAA
Messenger RNA from Penicillium pulvis, 831 nucleotides. RefSeq lists its product as uncharacterized. The record is from RefSeq and is a predicted model, not a curated record. Lineage: Eukaryota; Fungi; Ascomycota; Eurotiomycetes; Eurotiales; Aspergillaceae. The transcript has a single exon. Bases 1 to 831 code for a protein of 276 amino acids.